UUCUUCUGGCUCAGAGGAGACCUCUCCUGCUCAGGAGCAGCUGCUGGACUGCUUGGACAAGUGGAAGAGCUUGGUGGUGGACAUCUCGGCAGGGUUGGUGGUGGCCAAGUCUUCAGGAACCCUCCGAGAUAUACUGGUUGGCUCCUUGCGGCCCGGCGCGCACAGCUGGGAGCAGCGGGACCAGUUCUCCUGGACCACUGCUAUCUCUACUGGUGGUUCCUCACCAGUUCCCCACCUCUCCUGAGUCCUGCCCAGCGCCAUGUCGACCUCCUCCGAGGAGGAGUGGAGCCUGGACCCCUUGGCCAGCCCCGAGGACAGCCCGCGGCGGGGCUACCAGCGCGGCCCCAGGGGCAACCUCACCAUGACCACCACCAACCAAGCCUUGGUGCAGCUGGUCUGCCAGAAAAACCUCCACCAGCCCGCCGACACGACCCUCCUCUCCAUCCUGCUGUUCUUCCGCAGCGAUCCGGAUUCGAGAGCCAUCGGCGACAAGAUCGAGCAGGCCCUGGACCUGGUGAAGACCCAUCUGGUGUAUGCCGUGCGAGAGGAGGUGGACCUCCUGAAGGACCAGAUCCAGGAGCUUCUGGAGAAGAACGGGCGUCUGCAGCGGGAGAACCACCUGCUCAAGAACUUGGCCAGCCCAGAACAGCUCCAGAACCUGGAGUCCCGUCAGCCCCUGCAGGUCCGGCCACCCUGUCCUGAGGACCCAAGAGCCCGGAAGAUGAGGGUCCACCAAGACCUUGAGAUCCUUCUCCCAGGUCCUUCUAGAAAAACAAACUCCCAUCUUAGAUCUGGUUCCUCCUCCCUCAAUGCCGAACCUGGCAUUCCUCCCACUUGAAAUAAACUUGGGGAGAUUCAGGUGAAGUUGGUGGUCCAAGAAGACCUCAAGAACCUCCUCCCAGGUCCUGCUACUAAGCUUGGUGGCCCUCAUGACCUUAAGAUCCCACCCCCAACUGAUGAACUCCAACUUGGGGACUCCUUCCCUCUCUCUCAGUCUGCUAGAGAUCGGGCUGGACUCGAACUCAGGACCGUCCUGGGACGUCCUGGGACGCAUCACGAUGAAGACCUGGGUUUCUCCACUGACGUCUUCUGGGGAGGGAGAUAUCAGCUAGCUGGAUCAGGGGAACGCUCUGGAUGUAAUUUAUCAAAGCUUCUCUCUUUGAAAUUGGAAGUUUGGCAUUUACAUGGGUAGAGUUUCUAUCUAUCUAUCUAUCUAUCUAUCUAUCUAUCUAUCUAUCUAUCAUCUACUGUAUCUAUAUCUAGUGUUCUUGCUAAAAGUUAAUAAAUAAUAAUAGGGUUUUUUUGGGGUGGGGGUGGGGGAAAGAGGGCUGAUUGUUUUUCUUCCAUUAAUGAUUUUUGCAUAUUCUGUAUUUGCAUAUUCUGCAUUUUGCGUAUUGUGAUUUUUAUACCUGCAGGGAUCGGGUGGCCUAGCAAUAAAUGGAAAGGGAAUCUU
Messenger RNA from Podarcis muralis (Common wall lizard), 1453 nucleotides. Its product is annotated as protein bunched, class 2/F/G isoform-like. Lineage: Eukaryota; Metazoa; Chordata; Lepidosauria; Squamata; Lacertidae. The record is from RefSeq and is a predicted model, not a curated record. Gene Ontology annotation, biological process: negative regulation of activation-induced cell death of T cells; regulation of transcription by RNA polymerase II.